Molecule: messenger RNA, 2121 nt
Organism: Pogoniulus pusillus (Red-fronted tinkerbird)
Lineage: Eukaryota; Metazoa; Chordata; Aves; Piciformes; Lybiidae
Gene: TMEM163
Product: transmembrane protein 163
Exons: 8
Coding region: 217-1041 (274 amino acids)
Cellular component (GO): synaptic vesicle membrane
Molecular function (GO): zinc ion binding
Source: RefSeq, a predicted model, not a curated record
CCCCCCUCCGCCGCUGGCGAGGUUAGUGAUGAGGCGGCCGCGGGGAGCGGUCGGCGGGGAGCAGCCGGUGGAGUUUGUUUGCUGCCUGUCCCCGUCUUCCUGAUGCUCUGAGCCGGAGCCUCCUCCUCUCGCCGGGCUCGCACCCGAGCUGGAUGCUCCGCUCGCGCCCGGCUUUGCUGCCACAGCCGCCAGACGCUUCCCGCCGCCCCGCAAGGCAUGGAGCCGUCCGUGUCCCCCCUGGACACCACUCCGGAUCCCGCCAUCGUGCAGCCCCCCGGGGCUAGCCCGCCGAUGCCUCCUCGGGAGCAGCCUCCCCAAGAGCAGCUGCGGAUCGGGGAGAGCGGGCAGUUCAGCGAGGGGCUGGAGGACAGAGGUUUACUAGAAAGCAGUACAAGGCUAAAACCUCAUGAAGCUCAAAGCUACAGAAAGAAGGCAUUGUGGGUUUCCUGGGUCUCCAUUAUUGUCACACUGGCUCUUGCAGUGGCUGCUUUCACUGUCUCCGUAAUGAGAUACAGUGCAUCAUCAUUUGGAUUUGCUUUUGAUGCUACCCUGGAUGUUUUAUCAUCGGCGAUAGUUUUGUGGCGUUACAGCAACGCAGCUGCUGUGCAUUCUGCACACAGGGAGUACAUAGCUUGUGUUAUCCUGGGUGUUAUAUUCCUCCUGUCAUCUAUAUGUAUCGUGAUCAAAGCCAUCCAUGAUCUUGCGAAGAAAGUGCUUCCAGAAGUGGAUGAUUUUCUCUAUAGUGUCUCCGUUCUAAGUGGAAUCCUUUGCACUGCCUUGGCAGUUAUCAAAUUUAUGCUGGGAAAGGUCCUUACCAGCAGAGCGCUGAUAACUGAUGGUUUCAACUCUCUUGUAGGUGGAAUAAUGGGAUUUUCCAUCCUUCUAAGUGCAGAAGUUUUUAAACACAAUUCUUCUGUCUGGUAUCUGGAUGGCAGUAUAGGAGUCUUAAUUGGACUUACAAUAUCUGCCUAUGGAAUCAAGUUGCUCAUCGACAUGGUCCCUCGUGUAAGGCAAACACGCCACUACGAAAUGUUUGAGUGAAGCCCUCCCCCUCUCCUCGGUCAGGACUGUAAAACUACAGCAUCGUAUGUUUUGGCAAGUGGUGCCAAUGGUAUUUUACUAAAUAUGCAGUUUGUUUCCCGUGGUCUGUUUUUGUUGAAGUUUGUUUCGAUGGGAAAUCUCUCUGUAAAGCUGGCAUAUGUGCACGCUGCCUGCAGUUCUGCCAAACAGCAGCAUCGCCUUUCUCUUUCUUCUCAAGUAUGCUAUUGAUUCCUGUGACAAUAGAGAACAUGCAGUUUGCAGUCCUUACCCAGCUGCCAUGGUGUAUAUUCCAGAGUGAAAGUGUUCUUAAUGGUGUGAUAAGCCUGUGGGUAAAGAAGUGCCAGUUUCAGAUCUCGGGUUGGUUUUUUUGUUGUUGUUUCUUUCUUUUCCCCUGGCCUGUACUUUCCCAAACACAAGCUGUAACAGAGACAGACUCCUUGCUAACCUCUUCGGCUAAUAGAGUACCCUGUGUAGAGUCCAGACACCAAGAGCUAUGUUCCUCAAAAUAUUUGGGUAGCUACUUCCUCCCCUCCGUUCAAACAGACACGCAGAAAGAGCAGGUACAAACCUUUCUAUCAUCAAAGAGACAGAGACUUGAUUUUGAUCCUAAAUUAACUGAAUCUAUACCUCCUCAAUUUAAAGUCUGUUUUUUCUUAAUGAGACACCAUUCAUAGCUUUGCAUGGACCAGACAAGCACACACAGUAUUACUGUACAGACCAAAGCCAAAAAGUCAUGCAAGGAAGAGGAGCUGCUUGAGGAAUGGGAUUCUUAACUUCUGUUGUACUGUAUGCAGAUGUACCAGCGUGUGUGACUGUGGUUGCUCUGUAGUCUGAUGAUGGCACUGAAGUGGCUCAAUCUGGUGGUGAGAUCCAGAUCUAUUUAUUAGAUUGUCCUGUGAAGUGUCGCUCACUUUCCAUCACACAUCUUAUAUAUUACUUAAUAGCAGGUUAAAUUAUCAAAGGAUCGUGCUGUAUAAUCAAUAAACCUGGUAUCUAUUUUAUACAGUAUCUGUAAUAUUUGAAAACGAUUUCCAGAGUCUUCCUGUAUAGCAGCCUAUUAAACUCAGUUCUCUGGCUACA